GCUCAGUUGUGUGUGUGUAUUUGUUUACUAGUGUUAUAGACUUGUCUGUAAAAAUUCCCAUAAGAAAUGUGAUGAUCAGUUCUUGAAAUACAGAGCAAAGACUGGUUUUUUAUGUUUACUUCAAUGUGAUGAUCAGUUCUUGAAAUUUAGAGAAAAGACUGGUUUUUUAUGUUUACUUCAGUGUGAUGGGGGGAAUGUGAUUUCUUCAACUAUCUGUUAACAAUGGCUGAAUCAGUGUUCCUCAAAUAUAAGUUGAAGCUUCCAGUAAGCUCUAAUCCGCGAAGCCUGGGGUCAUUUCCGCGUGUUCAACUACAUUUUCGAAGCUAUGAACUACACUUAAAGAAGAGUAAUUGCUUAGGACAAUCCAUCAGUUGCUCUAGUAGGCCUACACCGGUCUCUGCAGUAAGCUCAGACCGUGCACAUUCCAUAAGCCAGAAACCUCUGCGAGUGAAGCACAAGAGCUUCAAGGAAUGGGACGAGGUCACAGCAAAAUUCGCUGGAGCUGCGAACAUCCCGUUUCUCUUACUGCAACUGCCUCAGAUCAUGCUCAAUUAUCAGAAUCUGAUGGCAGGGAAUAAGUCUGCACUUUUGGCUGUUCCAUGGCUGGGUAUGCUUACUGGAUUGCUCGGGAAUCUUUCUUUGCUCUCGUAUUUUAUCAAGAAGAGGGAAAGUGAAGCAGUGGCGAUCCAGUUGGUAGGAGUCGUGUCCAUAUACGUUGUCCUUUGGCAGCUGGCUAUGGCUGAAGCUAUGCCUCUUCCCCAUUUUGUGGCCACUUCCAUAGUGACUGUGUCCGGUGUCGUUAUAAAUUUGAUGAAACGCUUCGAUUUGCUUGCUCGUGGAGUCUGGAAAUAUUGGGAAGAGUUUAUUACCAUAGCCGGCCUAUCUGCACUUCCACAAGUCAUGUGGUCGACUUUCGUCCCAAUAGUACCUAACACUGUCUUGCCCGGCUGCAUUGCCCUUUUUACCGCAGUGCUCGCUGUUUCUAUGGCGCGGAUGGGGAAACUGUCGAAGAAAGGUGGAUCGAUAUCUGGAUGGACAACGACUCUUCUGUUUAUGUGGAUGCCUGUUGCACAAAUGUGGACAAAUCUUCAUAAUCCUGCAAAUGUCAAAGGUCUGUCUGCGGUCACAAUGUUGCUGGCCAUGGUUGGCAACGGCCUGCUGAUCCCGCGAGCAUUACUCACUCGAGACUUAAUGUGGUUCACCGGUUCGACUUGGGCGUGUGUUUUCUACGGAUGGGGCAACCUUGUCUGCCUGUACUGCUUCAAUAGUAUCAGUUGGGAGUUGUUCUUGGCUUGCAGUCUUGGCUUUCUUGCUUGGAUAGGAAUCACUUUGUGGAGAGAUGCACAAGUCCAUGGACAUCCCUCAUCCUUCACUUCUUUGAAGCACAUCAUUUUUUAACAUUGAUCUUACAAUGCUUAUUAAUACAUGGAGCAAAGUGAAUAAUGUGUAGAAGACAUGUGCAGUUUUCCUGCCGUUAAUAUACUUUGGUAGAUUACUUGUGGAGGAUAGAAUGGAUCUUUAGCAAAAUACUAGUGAUCGGAAACACUAUCAUGACCCUUGUCACGUUUUCUGUCAAUGUAUAACCCUGCAGGUUGUAGGUUGUAAAGAUGGAAUUGUUGCACAAAUGAUUACAUCUUCGUCA
Salvia hispanica is the source of this 1642-nucleotide messenger RNA. The record is from RefSeq and is a predicted model, not a curated record. Lineage: Eukaryota; Viridiplantae; Streptophyta; Magnoliopsida; Lamiales; Lamiaceae.